Molecule: messenger RNA, 366 nt
Organism: Morchella importuna
Lineage: Eukaryota; Fungi; Ascomycota; Pezizomycetes; Pezizales; Morchellaceae
Exons: 4
Coding region: 1-366 (121 amino acids)
Cellular component (GO): cytosol
Source: RefSeq, a predicted model, not a curated record
AUGGCCUCGAGCUCGAAGUCCACCUUGACCAUUGGAACGCCCAUCAGGGCGACUGCCGACUUCUGCCUUCUCCCGCUCGGAACUUCCAGCGCGUCAGUUUCCAGACAGAUUGCCGACGUUCAACUGCUUAUGCAAAAGAGCGGGCUGAAUUACAGUAUGCAUAGUGCUGGGACCACCGUUGAGGGUACCUGGGACGAAGUCACGGGGGUGAUUGGGCAAGCCCAUUCGAUGCUGCAUGAGCAAGGCAUCGUCAGAGUCCAUACGGAUAUUCGUAUUGGGAGUAGAACGGAUAAAACAGAGAAUUUCAGGGACAAAGUGACAGCUGUGGAGAACCAUCUUGCGAAAGAUGCCGAAGCUGCUCAAUGA